AUGUCUCAUCAUGAUUCCAGCUGCCCCUCAUGCGGCAAAAUCUUCAAAGACCACACUUCCAUUGCUUGUCAUAUGAGCCAGCCUCAGUCUGGAUGCAACACAUGGUUAGAGGAUAUGAUCAACUCCAUUUCACCUGGUGAAGAUCAUAACAUGGGCUCUGCAGACGAUGAGGACUUCACUGGACUUCCUCGUGAUGUUUCUUAUGAUCCGGGACUUGGAGGUGAGGAAAAUUUUCAUUAUUUUGGUGCAGGAGGAGAGGACAUCCCUGAUGGAAAUGAAGUGCAUGCCGGUGAAGUAAUCAACUACUUUCCAGAGCCUCCUCUGGCCUAUGAGGAUGGCUACACAUUUCUGGGGCUGUUUGAUGCAGAUGAAAACAGCGUAUCAUGGCUCUUGCAUUUGGGCCUGAGCAUGGGGAAGAUCGACUCUUUUCUAUCACUCAAAAUGAUCAAGGAUUUACCCUUGUUAUUCUGCUCCGCCAGAGAACUAUGCGGUCAAGCUGAGAUGCUGCCCAGUGGUCCAUGCUGGAAGUCUCAAGUCAUUCAUACAUUACAUCCUACAAAGUCGCCAGUAAUUCUGUACUGGCAUGACCCUAUUGAAUAUCUACUCUACUGCAGAGAGACUAUGUCGUGUAUACACCGGAUGGAUGUCAGGAAACGACGCAUGAGAUAUGCAGCAAUACCCAAGGGUGCAACCCUCCUCGGCACCAUUCUCUCCUCUGACAAGACAAACAUCACUGCAUUAACGGGGGAUCAUGUAGCUCAUCUGCUCCUAAUUAGCCUCUCCAACAUCCAUAUGAACGUACACUUGAAAUCGUCAACCAACUCUUUCGUUCUCGCUGCCCUGUUACCAGUCCCCAAGUUCAUUCACAAGAAAAAGCGAAUGAUGGGUGUAUUGGAGGAUCGCUUUAUACAUCAAUGCCUCAAUAUUGUUCUUGAGCCGCUCAACAUGGUUCGGUAUUGCUUCACUGCUCUCGCGAGCUAUAUCACUGACACCCCCGAGGCCAUGAUGCUGGCAGCCGUUGGUGGAAAAACGUCGCCGGAGAUGAUGGCAAUGUAUAAGCAAUUCAGGGAUGCAUUCCAUCAUGAACCCUGGAUGAAAUCAAUGAUGAUUGCACAGCUUGCUGUUGUGCGCUCAUGUGCUGAUCCUAAUGAUCUCGAGGCAUAUUUCCGCGAGGAACAGAAAUUCCGACUGAAUGGCAUCGACAAACCGUUCUGGUGGGACUAUGCACUAGCAGACCCCUCCUGGUUUCUUACACCGGAAUCACUCCAUCAUCUUCAUAAAGAAUUCUUUGACCAUGACACCCAAUGGCUCAUUCGCGCUGUUGGAGAUUCUGAAAUAGACUUCCGGUUCUCAGUGUUACAGCCCAUCACCGGUUAUCGACACUUUUAUGGUGGCAUCUCCAAAUUAAAACAAGUCACUGGUCACUGUGAAGGAGAAAUUCAACGUUAUAUCAUUGCUAUCAGUGCAGAUGCAGCACCUCCUCAUGUCAUCGCUGCUGUACAUGCACUCAUGCAGUUCCAGUGUCGUCCAACACCUAGUCUGCUAUACUUGCGGAACAAGUGCUGCUUAGCGGCCGAUGCAAAGCGCGGGAAAGCGGCGGACGUAAAGCGGAAUGGUAACAGACGCGGUGCGGAUGGUAAACAGAUACAGAUUGCCAAUAGCUACCAACUGUAG
Suillus fuscotomentosus is the source of this 1674-nucleotide messenger RNA. RefSeq lists its product as uncharacterized. The transcript has 9 exons. Bases 1 to 1674 code for a protein of 557 amino acids. NCBI's taxonomy places the organism in Eukaryota, Fungi, Basidiomycota, Agaricomycetes, Boletales, Suillaceae. The record is from RefSeq and is a predicted model, not a curated record.